Molecule: messenger RNA, 4147 nt
Organism: Lemur catta (Ring-tailed lemur)
Lineage: Eukaryota; Metazoa; Chordata; Mammalia; Primates; Lemuridae
Gene: WWP1
Product: WW domain containing E3 ubiquitin protein ligase 1
Exons: 25
Coding region: 314-3082 (922 amino acids)
Biological process (GO): ubiquitin-dependent protein catabolic process
Molecular function (GO): ubiquitin protein ligase activity; protein binding
Source: RefSeq, a predicted model, not a curated record
UGUCGGCGAGCGCGGCGUGCGGGUUCCGAGCGGCUGCGGGCGGCCUGGGCUUCCGGGGCCAACGCCUGGGUGGCUGCCGCUGCCGCGCCCGCUGCGAGAUGGCGAUCUGGGGCGCGGAUGGGUGAGCGCGCCGCCUCAGGAGGAGGUGCCGCCGCCGUGGCCGCCCGGCUGCCGGGAGCCGCCAGCUUCGCGCCGGGAUUGUCUCCUUACCAGACUAUGAGCUCCUUGAAAGAGGGAAUCGUGUCUCACUCAUCUUUGUAUCCCCAGUGUCUAGCACAGUUCCUGAUACAUUGUUUUAGCUGAAUUUUGGGACAUGGCCACUGCUUCACCAAGGUCUGAUACUAGUAAUAACCACAGUGGAAGGUUACAGUUACAGGUAACUGUUUCUAGUGCCAAACUAAAAAGAAAAAAGAACUGGUUUGGAACAGCAAUAUAUACAGAAGUAGUUGUAGAUGGAGAAAUUAAGAAAACAGCAAAAUCCAGUAGUUCUUCUAAUCCAAAAUGGGAUGAACAGCUAACUGUAAAUGUGACCCCACAGACUACAUUGGAAUUUCGAGUUUGGAGUCAUCACACUUUAAAAGCAGAUGCUUUAUUAGGAAAAGCAGCGAUAGAUUUGAAACAAGCUCUUUUAAUACACAAUAGAAAAUUGGAAAGAGUGAAAGAACAAUUAAAACUUUCCUUGGAAAACAAGAAUGGCAUAGUGCAAACUGGUGAAUUGACAGUUGUGCUUGAUGGAUUGGUGAUUGAGCAAGAAAAUCUAACAAACUGCAGCUCAUCGCCAACCAUAGAAAUACAGCAAAAUGGUGAUGCCUUACAUGAAAAUGGAGAGCCUUCAGCAAGGACAACUACCAGGUUGGCUGUUGAAGGUACUAAUGGAAUAGAUAAUCAUGUACCUACAAACACACAAGUCCAAAACUCAUGCUGUUCGUAUGUAGUUAAUGGAGACAACACACCUUCAUCUCCGUCUCAGGUUGCUGCCAGACCCAAAAAUACACCAGCUCCCAAACCACUCACAUCUGAGCCUGCCAAUGACACUGUUAAUGGAGAAUCAUCCUCAUUUGCACCAACUGAUAAUGCUUCCACCAUGGGUACUCCAAUAGUGUCUGAAGAAAAUGCCUUGUCUUCAAAUUGCACUAGUACUGCUGUUGAAGAUCCUCCAGUUCAAGAAAUACUGACCUCCUCAGAAAACGAUGAAUGUAUUCCUUCUACCAGUGCAGAAUUGGGAUCUGAAGCUAGAAGUAUAUUAGACCAUGACAGCUCUAAUUCUGGAAAUAGUUCUCCUUUUGAAGCAGCCAAAUUAAGACAGCCAGAUGAGUGUAUGGAACCUGUACGGCAGCAGUCAGGAAAUGCCAACACAGAAACUUUGCCAUCAGGGUGGGAACAAAGAAAAGAUCCUCAUGGUAGAACCUAUUAUGUGGAUCAUAACACUCGAACUACCACAUGGGAGAGACCACAACCUUUACCUCCAGGUUGGGAAAGAAGAGUUGAUGAUCGUGGAAGAGUUUAUUAUGUGGAUCAUAACACCAGAACAACAACAUGGCAGCGGCCUACCAUGGAAUCUGUCCGGAAUUUUGAACAGUGGCAGUCUCAGCGGAACCAAUUGCAGGGAGCUAUGCAACAGUUCAACCAACGAUACCUCUAUUCGGCUUCAGUGUUAGCUGCAGAAAAUGACCCAUAUGGACCUUUGCCACCAGGCUGGGAAAAAAGAGUGGAUUCAACAGACAGGGUUUACUUUGUCAAUCAUAACACAAAAACAACCCAAUGGGAAGAUCCAAGAACUCAAGGCUUACAGAAUGAAGAACCCCUGCCAGAAGGCUGGGAAAUUAGGUACACUCGUGAAGGUGUUAGGUACUUUGUUGAUCAUAAUACGAGAACAACAACAUUCAAAGAUCCUCGAAAUGGGAAGUCAUCUGUAACUAAAGGUGGUCCACAAAUUGCUUAUGAGCGCAGCUUUAGGUGGAAACUUGCUCACUUCCGUUAUUUGUGCCAGUCUAAUGCACUACCCAGUCAUGUAAAGAUCAAUGUUUCCCGGCAGACAUUGUUUGAAGAUUCCUUCCAACAGAUUAUGGCAUUAAAACCUUAUGACUUGAGGAGGCGAUUAUAUGUAAUAUUCAGAGGAGAAGAAGGACUUGAUUAUGGUGGCCUAGCAAGAGAAUGGUUUUUCUUGCUUUCACAUGAAGUUUUAAACCCAAUGUAUUGCUUGUUUGAGUAUGCGGGCAAGAACAACUAUUGUUUGCAGAUAAAUCCAGCAUCAACCAUUAAUCCAGACCAUCUUUCAUACUUCUGUUUCAUUGGUCGCUUUAUUGCCAUGGCACUAUUUCAUGGAAAGUUUAUCGAUACUGGUUUCUCUUUACCAUUCUACAAGCGAAUGCUAAGUAAAAAACUUACUAUUAAGGAUUUGGAAUCUAUAGACACUGAAUUUUAUAACUCCCUUAUCUGGAUAAGAGACAACAACAUCGAAGAAUGUGGCUUAGAAAUGUACUUUUCUGUUGACAUGGAGAUUCUUGGAAAAGUUACUUCACAUGACCUGAAGUUGGGAGGUUCCAAUAUCCUGGUGACUGAGGAAAACAAAGAUGAAUAUAUUGGUUUAAUGACAGAAUGGCGUUUUUCUCGAGGAGUACAAGAACAGACCAAAGCUUUCCUUGAUGGUUUUAAUGAAGUUGUUCCUCUUCAGUGGCUACAGUACUUUGAUGAAAAAGAAUUAGAGGUUAUGUUGUGUGGCAUGCAGGAGGUUGACCUGGCAGAUUGGCAGAGAAAUACUGUUUAUCGACAUUAUACAAGAAACAGCAAGCAAAUCAUUUGGUUUUGGCAGUUUGUGAAGGAGACAGACAAUGAAGUAAGAAUGCGACUGUUGCAGUUUGUCACUGGCACCUGUCGUUUACCUCUAGGAGGAUUUGCUGAGCUCAUGGGAAGUAAUGGGCCUCAAAAGUUUUGCAUUGAAAAAGUUGGCAAAGACACCUGGUUACCAAGAAGCCAUACGUGUUUUAAUCGCUUGGAUCUACCACCAUAUAAGAGUUAUGAACAACUAAAGGAAAAACUUCUUUUUGCAAUAGAAGAGACAGAGGGAUUUGGACAAGAAUGAAUGUGGCUUCUUGUUUUGGAGGAGCUCUUGCAUUUAAAUACCCCAGCCAAGAAAAAUUGCACAGAUAGUGUAUAUAAGCUGUUCAUUCUGUACAGUGAAUUUUCUGAACUUCUCAAAGUAUAAAUGUUUUCCGUUCUUCCACAGAAAUAUGCAAAACAAUUCAUCCUUUUCUACUUUAUUUAUUGCUCCCUUGAAAUGACUGACCAGGAAAAAGAUCAUCCUUAAAUUUUGAAGCAAGCAAGAGACUUUAUUAAAAAUAAGAAGUAUAUAUCUAUAUAAGCAUAUAUCAUAGUGGCUCUAGUUUUAUAGAGCUCCAAGUGUAUUAAACAUGACAGCCAUUCAUUCAAAAAGAUCUGGAUUUGCUUUACCUUGUUUCUAUUAUCCAGGGGAAAAAGUGCAAAUUGCUCCAUGUUCUUCUCCCUUAUGUAACACCUCCUGAGGGUGUUUAGUUGCAUGGCUGUUCAGGAAGGUAUUAAGGGCUUAGGCCAAAUCUUACUCUGAGUAUGUUAAAAAAAAAAAAUGCUGCUGGCUUUUCCAAAGACAGGUGCUUGAACCUGUCAAUUUGUUUUAAAUAAAUACAAUAGUUGAAAAAAUUUUCCCUCUUUGCUAUACCAGUAAUACAAAAUAAUGAACGAAACCAUAACUUACAUGAAAGUCAUGUCCUAGAUCCAGUACCAUUUAGUUUGUUAUAGAGAUUGGAAAGAUUUCAUUGCCCAGCAUAGAGGUUUGUUUACAUGUUACUUUGGGAUGCUAGGUAUUUUGUGGAAUUAAAAAGAAUCAGGUACUUCUUUACAUUUGUUUUUAAAUCUGUGUUCUUCAAAUUUAAUUCGUAAUAAAUUGAUGCAAUUUGAUACUUAGCAACAUAUAAGAGGUAAUGAGAACUUUGCUGCUUUUGUGUUCAAAGUUUUGGUUUUAUAAAACAAGACGGAUUGAAGAGUUACAUAAGCGUUCAAACACUCUAAACAAGUAUAAGACUAAUGAUUUUCUAUUGGUGUUUGAAUAUCUUUAUUCCUCUCACAUUCAUAACAGUUCUAUGUAUCUGAAUUAAAUAAGCAUAUAAAAAUC